GACUAUUGUGUCCAUUUCGCUGAGCUGACUGUAUGUAUUAACCAGAAGUAUCAGAUUCAAUCAGCCAGUUUUUAUAUCAACCAAAAUGAUGAUAAAGCUAUCUGUUGUUCUCCUGAUAUUCACGUCAACCACAACAGCUGCUGUCUGGCCUGAAGGGCAAUAUUGUUUACCUAUGCCACUAAAUGAACAAUGCCCGCUCGGUUGGGAACGAGGUUAUCGUGUUCAUUCUACUGAAGGCAACGACACAAUACGAGGAGAAGUACCGUACGUAAAGAGACACGCUCACAGAAGCCUUGAGUGGGGAUUUUGUUGUAAAACCAGAGUAAGUUAUUAUCGAUCAAAUCUUAAGUGGCCGCAGGGAAGAUAUUGCGUUUUUCGCAAAGGAGGAUUUUGUCCGCAGGAAUUCAUAGAAGGCAGUAUACACUGGGAUGACAGGGACGCUCAAAACACAAAUCGGUUCGUGGGGACAUUACCAGACGGCGUCUACAACCAGAACACGCAAAUCUAUUUCUGUUGUCGCAUCGAUGGAUCGCGCAUGCUCACUGGCCUACCGCAAUGCUACAGCAUGAUUUUAAUGCGAUUCGGCACGUGCCCAACGGUCGAUGGAUAUCUGGGGCCACAUAAGGGAUAUAUUGACUGGAAUACCGAGGAUUUGUUCAAUAAUGAUCAAAGUUCUCAGGGAUAUCCAGACGGAUUCUCGCGAUUCAAAAGCGGAAUAAAAAUCGAGUUUUGUUCCUACACCUCUUCAUAUUCGUGCUAGACACUUGAAUAUCUUCCCGCUAAGCAUAUUAAAGAUUUAUAGAAAAUAAAACGACGUCUGUGGCAGGUUUGUGUGAAGAAAGAGAAGGACAGAAAAACAGUCCUCAAUCAUCAGACAACUUGAAAUCAAAGAUUAAUAGCUUUAGUCAAUAUUUAUCAAUCGUCAACAGACAUUUCGUAAGCUGCUUAUCAACCAGAAUUCUUAUUACAAGCAUUUUUUUUUCAACAUA
Molecule: messenger RNA, 989 nt
Organism: Dendronephthya gigantea
Lineage: Eukaryota; Metazoa; Cnidaria; Anthozoa; Malacalcyonacea; Nephtheidae
Exons: 2
Coding region: 86-760 (224 amino acids)
Cellular component (GO): membrane
Molecular function (GO): wide pore channel activity
Source: RefSeq, a predicted model, not a curated record